UAUACUGAAACUUGUAUGGCUCCAUGGCAGAGCCGCCAUGAUGGCUUUCUGUAAUACACGCUCAACACGCAAAGUUUCCAAGUUGUUUUACUGUAUUUGUGACUGAGUGCGUGUAAAUAAGAACGAUGGGAACGUACUAGGGAUCACGAAGAAUUGUUCAGUGCCCGUCUCGGACGGUCCGAGUGACGAGGAGGCCGCGUUUUCGUGGUUUUAUGUUGGCCUUGUCGGGUGUUUCGUGCUGUCAACAAAAAUGUCCAAGCUUUCGUUUAGGGCGAGGGCCCUGGACGCUGGCAAGCCCAUGCCCAUCUACAUGGCUGAGGAACUGCCAGAUCUUCCCGAUUUUUCGGCGAUUAACCGGGCAGUUCCUCAGAUGCCAUCCGGAAUGCAAAAAGAGGAAGAAUCCGAACACCAUCUGCAAAGAGCAAUAUGUGCCGGCCUCAUCAUUCCAACACCGGAGGUUUGCGACAUGCCCCACAAGGAAUUCUACGACAAAGUUUAUCCUGCCAACUACAAGCAGCCUCGACAACUCAUACACAUGCAACCCUUCACAAUGGAACAGGACAUCCCCGACUACGACAUGGAUUCGGAAGACGAGCGGUGGCUGCAGUCGCAAACGCAGCGACUGGAUCUAUCGGCGCUAAAAUUCGAAGAGAUGAUGGAUAGGCUGGAAAAGAGCAGUGGCCAAACGGUGGUUACGCUCAAUGAGGCCAAAGCACUCUUGAAGGAGGAUGACGAUCUCAUUAUUGCAGUAUUCGAUUAUUGGUUGAACAAACGCUUGAAAACGCAACAUCCCUUAAUACUAACGGUAAAAACUGAACACCGCGCUGGUACAGCGGCAAACAACCCGUACCUUGCGUUCCGACGACGCACCGAGAAAAUGCAGACGCGCAAGAACCGCAAGAACGACGAAGCGUCUUACGAAAAGAUGUUGAAGUUACGACGCGAUCUUUAUCGGGCCGUUACGCUUCUGGAGUUGGUGAAGAGACGCGAAAAGAUCAAGCGCGAAUACGUUCAUCUCACGGUCGAGGUAUUCGAAAAAAGAUAUCAAGCCAAGGACUUCAACGGGGCCAUCAUGGCCGAGGCGUCCGCCAUCAAAUCGUCGAGACCCGCUUUCACACCUAUUUUCCACAACCACUACACGAACCAAGCCAGUUGGUCGACCAAGGCAGUACUCAAGGAUGAAGUGAUCCCUCGGAGAGAGAAACGACCGUACAAGAAACGGACGAAACACAAGUCGCUGUCCCAGCAAAUGGGCGGCACGAUGGGAGCGGGAGCAAUAGACGCGGUGAACGCCAUGUCGUCGGACGAGGACGCCCUCAUGUCGCAGUUGUCGCCCGAGAACGAGGAAACCGAGGAGGAUGGUCCAUACGUUUUCAAAAGGAACAAGUUGUGUUCCUAUCACAUGCCUUUGCCGAUGCAGGGUAAUUGGCCAUGGUGCUCGAUGGAUGAUAGGGGUUCGGCGGACAAUCGAUAUCGCUUCACUUUGACCUCGUUAUUACACCCGCGGAGACGAUGCAUCGGUUUCGCACGUCGCCGUCUCGGCCGCGGGGGCCGUGUCAUUCUGGACCGCGUGACCACCAGCCUGGAUGACUACUGGCGCACCUUGGACUUCUCGAUCCUCGAACCCGAGUCUAAGACGGUGGAGACGGCGGCGACAACGGAGGCGUCCUCCCGUACGACGGACAUUGCCAACGCGUCGGUUGUUAACGCUUGGAACAGUAGUAGUGUGGGGCCAGUGAACAAUAUGCUACACCCUGUCGAUGUGAAAAACGAGUUGCUUGUUAGUGCAGGCGCGAGUCGGACGAGUUUCGGUGACAAUGGCGUCGCGAGUAGUGUAUUCACGAAAGUGAUAGAGCAGCAGCGGGACGAGGUGAUGGCCCAAGCGGCCGAUACUGGGCCCAAAAAGGCCGAAGCGACCAUACACCAACACACCAAAGAAGAGCACGAUGAUAUGGUAGAUUUUCUACAAUCUGUGCGGAAAGAAUGGUUACAUUUUCGACCGAAAACACCGCCGCCCGAAGACGAGGAAUCCAUGCCGACGUGGGGGGUCAGCGUCGACAAUACUUCCGACCUCAUGGCCUGUCACCCCUUCACCAUGGAGAUCCAGUCGUUGGUGGAUGAGAGCGAAGCACCCAGCGCAUUGGUCGACACAUCCACCUUCCUCACAGAUCCUUACCUGUUAGAGACCGCCAACCUCGACAUGGAGGUGCCCAUCACGGACACGAGGCAGGCACAGCAACAAUCGGAUAGUUGCUCGUUGACGUCUUUCAACUCCGGUUCGUCGUCGUCGUCCUCCAGUAGUUCGACGCCGCCCUCAGGUUCGACGCCGUCCUCCGUUUACAGUUUGACCCCCACGCCCAGUGCGACCUCCAUCACCAGUACGACCUCCAUAAACGGUUUGGUGGCCGAAACGGAAUUGCUGCUUGAACGCAUGUCGACCGCCGGCUGCUCCACGUUUACGUUAAAAGAAUACGGCAACAAUGCCACAUCCAGACUGAACGUGAUGCCACUGCUGGGGAACGGUCUAAUCACAGCGGCCAAUUCGGUCGUGUUACCGCCGUUAAUUUCGCAAAACAAGACGUUGUCCAGUGGUAGUCCGAACAAAAACAAUCACGGAGGGGCGACCGGCAAUUCCCCGCAACAGGGAACGACGGACAUUGGUCAUACCGUGAGCAGGAUCAUCGUACCCGAAUUGACGCCUAACACCAACGGCCUCGUUCCACAUUUUGGUAGCUUCGACGUGAGUGCUGCAAGUAGAACAAAUAAUAAACAUAAAUUAUACGCUUAUUCUGGCGCAAUGGGGUACUCGAACGCCUCCGGACCGGGAACGUUCAGUCUUCAUACGACAGCACAUACCCUUACGCUUAAUAGUCAUAGUGCCAACCUUCUGGAGAUCCCGAUGACCGCAGACGAGGCGGACUCUAUGACGGACGCCAAGCUGGAAGCGGCUGGAACCGCAACGGCAACAGCAGCGUCCGCCGGCGCCAAUGCCAACACCUCAAAAACUAUCGUGCGCAAAAACAACCUAAUUAUGGAGGUGACGUGAUGAUUGGCCACCGAACACGUGCAGAGUUGGAGGAUGAGGUCGGCCGCAGCAUCGUCGAAACGGAGGUCCGCGCUUGUCCACAAUGCCUGUGAGAUUUUUACGUGAAGUCUCUGUGAGACGUGGAGAACACGGGAGAGCCAUGCGGUAUGCUUGGCGCGGUGGCGGAUUUCGAAAAUGGUAAUUAUUUUUUUUUGACAUUUGCCACCUCUCUGUAUGUCUUAUCUAUGCGGAUGAGCAGCAAUGUUGCGAUUUAACCUUUUUUUUAUUUAUUUAUUAGCAACAUAUGCUAUGGAAAUGAACUGUUACUGGUAACGCUGAAUUAUAUUUAUAUAUUGUGUUUUGAUGUACUACUACUACUACUAUUGAUCUUUAGAUCUUAUAUUUUACAAUUAUUUUGUAUUCGCAAUUAUGUUUACGUUAUUGUACAUUUACAAUCCUUUUUUUACGUUUCUUUUUAUAUUUACAAUUUGCAAUUACAUUUGUUGAAUUUGCACAACUAAAACGCAUUUAAAAUCACGUUUCCCAGUAAUUAUGUUUCGGUGAGAAAUUAUGUACAUUUGAUUAGAAAUGAUUAUCCUUAUAUUGUAAAAUUGUGAAAUUACGAGGAGUCCAAAAGUUCAUUUUUACUUAUUAUUUUUUACCCCGCAAUUCGAUUUACACUGACUACUUCCAAUAUUUGAUCAACGUAGAAAUCACAGGCAUUGUCGAAGUUUAUUAAUUAAAAAAUACUAUUGUAUAAAGAUAAAUUCUGUUCUUAUUAAUUUCUUGAUAAUUUAUUUUCCUUUUGUAAUUAUGUAACUCUAGUUAUACCUUUAAUAUGUAAGAAUUGAAAAAAGGCUGUUGAAGUAUAUUUAAUAAUUUAUUGUUUGUAAAUGAAAUAUUGUUAUUGUAAAAACUGUGUACUUACACCACAAGUCGAUUUGUAACUUUUUUGAGUAAUUAUUAAAUUUAUUUUUUUAACGUGUUAUUUUCAUGAUAAUGUAAUUUGCCGCCUAUUUCAUUUACUGCAUCGUAACUUAAGACAGUUUUUUAUGCAUCUACUACUGCAACAAAAAAAAAAACGAAAAUAGAGAUAGUUUCACUUAUGGUAUGAUACAAUGUGAACAGCAAAAAAUAUACAUUUUUACUGUUUAUUAGUAAUUGAUCUGCCAAAAGUGAAGAAAAAAAAUGGUGUGUUAUAUUUCAGCUUAUAUGUGUCUAUAUAAUUAUUAAUUAAGAUGACUACCCACUUUGAGGCAGGUCAUAAAGAAAAAGGUAAAUGCUGAUACGGAAUUCAAUAUUUGAAGGUUGUACUGCCGAGUACAUUUGUAUGUUUUAUAAACAAUACUAACUAAAAAAAAGGCUGUUAAUAAAAAGUUUAAAAACGACGUUGGUUAAAUUUGCGCUCUCUUGUUUUUUUGUACGAGUGGACACAUGCGAAAAUCGAUGUCGAUUGGGUUUUUGAAUACUUUUUACAUUGAUUAUUUUGAUUUCAAAUACAUUUUAUGUCAAUUUUCUUUGUGUCCCAGCUCUUGACGCAGAGUGUCCGUGAAAAACGUAGUCAAUAUUAAGAGAGCCUUAGCCAUUUAACGCCAUUUACAAUUUACGUUUGAACAUGCCCGACACUCUGUGCUUUUCAUUGUUUUUACGUUUCGCGGAAGUAACUCCUGUCAGUAAAUGAAACAAAAUGUAAAUUUUCUUCAAUAGGAAUUAAAUAAUGCUUUUUCCCUUAUUCAAAUAUAAAAUGAUAUUGAAAUUGUAAAUACUUCAUUUUAUUGUUUGUAAAUAAAGAUGACGCAGUAUUUUUUGUACAAAUUUUUGUGAAAUAUAUUUUAGACUAUUAGGUGCUUAGGUUCCACGGAAAAAGUAUUAUUUAAACUUGUUUAUCGAAUCAAUGGUGCAAGCAAUAGAUUUUAAGGUCACAUUCCCAUUCUGCAUGUGAAAACUUUGAAUUAACAGUACAAAUCGAAAAUCGUAAUAUGUGAUCAUUUAAUUAUUAAUCUUAGAAUGUUAUUAGUUUAAUUAAUUCGUUUAUACUGUUAAUUCAUUUGAAAAGACAAGAGUGUACAGAUGUGGUACAGUUAUUUUAAAAUAAUUUCAUUUAUCUGUACGUCUUGUUGAAAAAAAAUAAAAGCUUCAACAUUGAUUGUUUUUCGGAUUGUGAGUGGACUAUUGACAAACCCCGUGCUUUUUGUGGGGAUUGUUAAAAGUCGUAUUGACAAUCUAUGUUGUAGAAUGUGGUAUUAAUUUAAGAUAUUGCGAUUACUAUUACGGGUCUAUCUAUAAUAAAUGAACGUAUUUGGGUUUUUCGAUUAGUACAUCUGAAUGUGAAUAUUUGUAAAUAUGUGAUUAGACUAUACCUAUGUGUAAGAAUGAUAUAAAAUAAAAUCUGUCAUUCAGAUUUAACAUUCAACGUAACAACUUGGUUUUCUUAAAAAACGAUUAAUUUUACCCAUAUCAAUUAUUAUCCUAUUAUGUAAUUCUUUCAUUUUUAUAAAUAUUAGACUAUUGUCUUUCAUACUCAUUUCUCGUUUUUUAUGUAAAAUAUUUUUUUAAAAAUCAUCUUUGUACCUGACUGAAAUCACAAUUGGAAAUAAAUCAUUUCUUACA
This is a messenger RNA of Aethina tumida (small hive beetle), 5635 nucleotides long. It is a transcript of the gene E(Pc), whose product is annotated as enhancer of polycomb homolog 1. The record is from RefSeq and is a predicted model, not a curated record. NCBI's taxonomy places the organism in Eukaryota, Metazoa, Arthropoda, Insecta, Coleoptera, Nitidulidae. Gene Ontology annotation, cellular component: piccolo histone acetyltransferase complex. The coding region runs from base 251 to 3046 and encodes 931 amino acids. Gene Ontology annotation, biological process: regulation of transcription by RNA polymerase II. The transcript has 9 exons.